AUGAGCACAGCUAGAUUCAUCAAGUGUGUCACUGUUGGAGAUGGAGCUGUUGGGAAGACAUGCAUGCUAAUCUCUUACACCAGCAACACCUUCCCCACUGAUUAUGUGCCUACAGUGUUCGACAACUUUAGCGCUAAUGUGGUGGUGGAUGGCAGCACAGUUAACCUUGGAUUAUGGGACACUGCAGGACAGGAAGAUUACAACAGGCUGAGGCCUCUGAGCUAUAGAGGUGCUGAUGUGUUCUUGUUGGCCUUCUCUCUCAUCAGCAAAGCCAGCUAUGAAAACAUUGCCAAGAAGUGGAUACCUGAGCUGAGGCAUUAUGCUCCAACAGUCCCCAUUGUGCUUGUGGGAACCAAACUUGAUUUGCGGGAGGACAAAGAGUAUUUGAUUGAUCAUCCUGGUGCUACACCAAUAUCAAUUGCACAGGCAAAGCUGAAGAAGGCAAUUGGUGCUGCUGUCUAUAUAGAGUGCAGCUCCAAGACUCAGCAGAAUGUGAAGGCUGUGUUUGAUGCUGCCAUCAAAGUUGUUCUGCAACCCCCUAAACCAAAGAAAAGGCGACGGAAGGCGAGGCAUUGUGUGUUUCUCUAA
Molecule: messenger RNA, 588 nt
Organism: Prunus armeniaca (apricot)
Lineage: Eukaryota; Viridiplantae; Streptophyta; Magnoliopsida; Rosales; Rosaceae
Source: the annotation of a GenBank genome assembly